AUGGCAAUAUGCUAUCGCAUCGGGAUCACCCUACUGAACAUAUUCUGUCCACCCUUCGCGGUCGCGAUGCUGACCGGCCUGAAUUACGACUGUAUGCUGAACUGCAUCUUUUUCCUGCUUGCGGUAAUUCCAUCUCACGUACACGGCUUCUACGUCAGCUGUGUGUAUUUCCAUCGAAGGAAGAAGGUU
Messenger RNA from Zymoseptoria tritici IPO323, 189 nucleotides. RefSeq lists its product as uncharacterized. Lineage: Eukaryota; Fungi; Ascomycota; Dothideomycetes; Mycosphaerellales; Mycosphaerellaceae. The record is from RefSeq and is a predicted model, not a curated record. Gene Ontology annotation, cellular component: membrane. The annotation marks the transcript as partial. The transcript has a single exon.